AUGUCAAAGAAAAGAAGAUUAGAAGACUUUGAAACUGUGAAGUUAACAGAAGAAUGCAGCGCCAUCCUACAGAAGAAGUUGCCUCAAAAGGUGAAAGAUCCGGGUAGCUUUACUAUACCAUGCACUAUUGGAGGGUCGUCCUUUGAUAAGGCUUUGUGUGAUCUUGGAGCGAGUAUAAAUCUGAUGCCACUUUCAGUUUUCAAGAAAUUGGGGGUAGGAGAGGUGAAGCCCACAACCAUCACUCUUCAAUUAGCAGAUCGGUCACUUACUUAUCCUAGGGGAGUGAUUGAAGACGUAUUGGUUAAGAUGGACAAGUUUAUUUUUCCCGCUGAUUUCGUGGUUUUGGAUAUGGAGGAGGACCAUGAAAUCCCCAUUAUUCUUGGUCGUCCAUUCUUGGCUACUGGAAGAGCUCUUAUUGAUGUACAAGGUGGUCAUUUGACACUGAGGGUUAACAAUGAAGAGGUUAAAUUCAACAUUUAUCAAGCACUACAGCAGCAUGACAACACGAGCACAUGUCACCGAGUGGAUUCUAUUGAGGUAGUAGUAGAAGAGACGAUGAGAAAAGAAUUAUGUGCUGAUCCUUUACUACAUUACCUUAAUUCUAGUAUUACUCAGGCUGAUUUGAAAAAGGUGAAUGGUGAGUUUGUGGGUGACGAAGUGGCUGAAUGUGUGAUGGCUCUCAGUGCUAUUCCUUGUGCUAGUAGUAUUAAAGUGGAAGAAACUCUUUGUCAAGCCAAGGAAGGAGAAGUCGAGAAGGAAGUGGUGGAAAAGAAAGAUUUGAAACAACUCCCAGAGCAUUUGCGUUAUGAGUAUCUAGGAGAGAAUUUCACUUGCCCAGUGAUCAUUUCAUCAAAACUAUCAGAAUGUGAAACUGAAAAAUUGCUAAGAGUUUUGAGGAAAUAUAAAUCUUCCAUAGGAUGGGAAAUUUCAGAUAUGAAGGGAAUAAGCCCAACUGUUUGUAUGCACAAGAUUCUUUUUGAAGAAAAUUAUAAGCCUUCGAUUGAGCAUCAAAGGCGAUUGAACCCAGCCAUGAAAGAAGUAGUAAGGGCAGAAGUAUUGAAGCUAUUGAAUGCUGGGAUCAUUUAUGCUAUUUCGGAUAGUAGUUAG
Molecule: messenger RNA, 1107 nt
Organism: Humulus lupulus (European hop)
Lineage: Eukaryota; Viridiplantae; Streptophyta; Magnoliopsida; Rosales; Cannabaceae
Exons: 1
Coding region: 1-1107 (368 amino acids)
Source: RefSeq, a predicted model, not a curated record